AUAUACGGAAGUUCGCCAGACAUGAGAAGAGGAAAAGACUGACGGUGCUCCGGCCGUGAUGGCAGAUGCUGGAAGCAAGGGCUUUGUGAAGGAGGGCCGAGAGGACACCAUUUUCGUGGGCGGCCUCCGGAAGAGCACCACCGAGGACAAGGUCGCCGGGCAUUUUGCCAAGUUUGGUCAGGUGAACCACGUGGAGAUCAAGAAGCAGCCCGAUGGCACCUCGCGGGGCUUCUGCUUCGUGACCUUCGCCGAGAAGGUCUCAGUCUCCAAGGUGCUCCAGGCCCACUCGAGCCACAUGAUCGACAACAAGUGGGUCGACGUGAAGCCACAGGUGGCUUCGAUGCCAAAGAAGCCCAGCCUGCCUCCAUUGGCCUCGAAGAAAGAGAAGCACCAGGCGAAGGAUACUCAGGACGAGUACGAGUCAGGCUUUGCGGAGAAGUACCUGCAGGCGGCGGCUGCGAUGCAAGGUGGAGGUGGAGACGACUCCUCGAGCAAAGAGACCAAAGAGGGUGAUGAGAAUCAGAUGGGGAAGAUGAUGAAGGCCAUGAUGAGCAUGAUGCCUAUGAUGAUGGGCAUGAACCCCAUGAUGAUGGGUGGCUGCGGAGGCGGCUGCAGUGGUGGCUGCGGCGGGGGUUGCGGCAAUGGCGCUUGCGGCGGCUGUGGAUGUGGGUGUGGUGCAUGCCCAAGCUGCAGUGGCUGUGGCAGCUCAGGCUGCGGUGCGUCAGGCUGCUGUGGCAGCUGUGGAAGUGGAUGUGGCAGCUGUGGUAGCUGUGGCUGUGGCAAUUGCGGUUGUGGCAACUGCGGCUGCGGCAACUGCGGCUGCGGCAACUGCGGUUGUGGCAAUUGCGGUUGUGGUAACUGUGGUUGUGGCAACUGUGGUUGUGGUUGUAACCCAGGCUGCUGCGGGAACUGUGGCGGCUGUGGCUGCAACGCAGGCUGCUGUGGAAACUGCGGCGGCUGCGGCUGCGGAAACUGCGGCCCUUGCUGUGGAGGCUGCUGCGGUUGUGGCAGCUGUAGCGGCUGUAGCGGCUGCGGAAAUUGUGGCUGUGGUGGCUGUGGCUGUGGAAGUUGCGGUUGUGGCCAAUGCAACUGCUGUGGUGGCUGCAUGAACUGCGGCUGCGGAGUUGCGGGCGGCUGUGGGGCAAACUGCACCACUGGAGGAUGUGGUGGAGCCAACGGUUGUCCCAGUUCAGGCGCAGAUUCCACUCCAGCUUUGACGGAUGCUGUGCGAACAGAAUCCAGCAAAGAGCGCUUCCAGCCCUACUGAGCUUAUGCCCUGCGGAAUGGAGACAGGUGGGUCUAAGAUGCAAGAUGCUUGAGCGACGCAGCGAUGUUUUAAAGGUCCUAACUGCCAGCAUGGGCAAAGCGCGGUCCCUCA
This is a messenger RNA of Durusdinium trenchii, 1378 nucleotides long. NCBI's taxonomy places the organism in Eukaryota, Dinophyceae, Suessiales, Symbiodiniaceae. The record is from the annotation of a GenBank genome assembly.